AUGCCCCAAGGCCACAGCACCGUCGACUACGAUGUCGUCAUUGUCGGCGCAGGCAUAUCCGGCAUUGGCUUCGCCUACAGGCUGCAGCAAACGAACCCAAACCUUUCCUAUGUAAUUCUCGAGUCCCGGCACGAAAUUGGCGGCACAUGGAGCUUGUUCAAAUACCCAGGCAUUCGAUCCGAUUCCGAUCUCUAUACAUUCAGCUUCCCGUGGAAGCCAUGGACCAAGGGCCGGGCCAUCGCAGGCGGUCCUUUGAUCCAGGAAUACCUGCACGAGGCCGUCGACGAACAGGGCAUUGCGCCGCACAUCAAAUUCCGCCACAAGCUUAAUGCCAUGAGCUGGUCCAGCGACACAAACACAUGGACAUUCGACAUCACCGCCGAGGACACCAUCCAGACGCAGCUACGCAGCCGCUUCGUCUGCCUCGGGUCGGGCUACUACGACUACGACGAGCCGCUCAAGGCCGUCAUCCCCGGCAUCGACCAGUUCCAGGGCACCGUCAUCCAUCCCCAGUUCUGGCCCGAGGACUUUGACUACACCGACAAGAACGUCGUCAUCAUCGGCUCCGGCGCGACAGCCGUGACCCUGCUGCCGAGCAUGACGGACAAGGCCGCGCACGUGACGAUGCUCCAGCGCUCGCCGAGCUGGAUCAUCCCCGUGCAGAACCGCAGCGGCGCGCUCGAGUCCUUUAUGCAGCGGUGGCUGCCGGCGCGGCUCGGCGUCGCCCUCGUGCGCUUCCGCCGCACGCUGCUCGGCUUCCUCUUUGUCAACUACUGCCUGUGGCGGCCCGCGUCGGCGCGCAAGCUCCUCCUCGGCGCCACGGAGAAGCAGCUGCCGCCCGGCACCGACAUGGCGCCCAACUUUGUGCCCGCGUACGACCCCUGGGCGCAGCGGCUGUGCGCGACGCCCGACGCCGACUUUUACCAGGCCCUGCGCGCGGGCACCGCCAGCGUCGUCACCGGCCAGAUCGCGACGGUGACGGAAAAGGCUAUCAAGCUCGUGUCGGGCGAGGAGCUGCACCCGGACGUCAUCGUCACCGCCACGGGGCUCAAGACGACGGUGGGAGGCAAGGCGCAAAUCACCGUCGAUGGCGAGGCCGUGCACAUCCCAGACCGGUACUCGUGGAAAGGCGCCAUGCUCGAGGGCCUGCCGAAUCUGUUUUAUGCGUUUGGUUAUGUUGAUGCCAGCUGGACGCCCGGCGCGGACGCCACGGCACAGCUGGCCGGCCGCAUGAUCAGGCAGCUGGACCGCGAGGGCAAGCAGGCGCUGAUUCCGCGCCGGACGGAGAAGGAGAGGCGCACAAUGCAGGACGUGCCGUUUAUGCGCCUCACGUCGACAUAUGUCAAGACGGGGCUCAGCAACCUGCCCAAGGCGGGCGAUGCCAAGCAGUGGCUGCCGCGAUCUUACUACUUUAAAGACGUCAUGAAUGCGUGGUGGGGAGAUAUCCGAUCGAGCAUUGAGUGGAAGUAG
Messenger RNA from Akanthomyces muscarius, 1470 nucleotides. RefSeq lists its product as uncharacterized. The coding region runs from base 1 to 1470 and encodes 489 amino acids. The transcript is spliced from 2 exons. NCBI's taxonomy places the organism in Eukaryota, Fungi, Ascomycota, Sordariomycetes, Hypocreales, Cordycipitaceae. The record is from RefSeq and is a predicted model, not a curated record.